This is a messenger RNA of Dermacentor silvarum, 1533 nucleotides long. RefSeq names its product STAGA complex 65 subunit gamma-like. The record is from RefSeq and is a predicted model, not a curated record. Gene Ontology annotation, cellular component: SAGA complex. Gene Ontology annotation, molecular function: transcription coactivator activity; protein heterodimerization activity. The coding region runs from base 211 to 1413 and encodes 400 amino acids. The transcript has 9 exons. Lineage: Eukaryota; Metazoa; Arthropoda; Arachnida; Ixodida; Ixodidae.
AGCUGCUAACACUGGUGUGUGGUGGAAGUGGCGGAGUUGUGAAACUGGUAAAACUCAAACAUCUCAAACUCUACGAACGCGGUCUUUUCGUUGUGCUGAUCGAACUUAUUGCGUUCUGAAGGCACCCAACGCGGCAUCUGAUGAUGCUUGUAUCUUGCGCACAACUAUUUGCUGUUCUUACGCUUCACGUUUGAUAGUUCGCUCCUCGCUAUGGCGGCCGAUGCGCAGCACAAACGGUGGGGUGAGCUACCACCUCUGAUCACAGAAACGGAAUCUGGAAUUGCUGCCAUUGAACGGGAGCAGAUAACCAAACCCCGUCCAGUGCCAAUUCAGGGAGCCGCACUAUAUCAGCCGGGAGCUCGCAGCCUCCAUUUCCAGAGCGAGCGGAGUGCCCAAGAGUACGGUGUCAUUGACCCAAUAACAUUGCACACAAUCGCAUUGAUCCAACAUGCGAAGAAAGUUCAGUCAUGCAUCACGAACCUUCAGCAGCAGGACAGAGACAUUAAGCCGCUGGAAGCUGAGUACUUGCCGCCUAUACCAGAAGGACCUUGUAUCCCAGGUCUUACCAGCCCAGGCAACAGCAGUCACCUCGAAAUGAAGUCGGAGAAAAAAUCCUCUUGGAAACCACCACCUCAGCUGGGGGAUCAUGCAACCCGUGUUAUUCUUCGCAGAGCAGUCACUGCCAUCUGUGCACAAGCUGGGUUUGACACCACUUGGAACUCUGUACUGGAGGUUCUGACAGAUGUCUGCAGUGACAUUUAUAGUCGAAUCUGUUGGCAGCUACGUACAGUCGUUGACCGAGAGGCACUUACUGGUCAGACUGGCUUUAUGGAUGCUAUGGACCAUGCCUUGCACGAGUCAGGCUUGGAAGGACUCCAGUCAUUGGUGCAGUUCUUCGACGAACGUAUUGUUGGCUACAAUCGGCACAUGUUGAAGACCUGUCGCAAGUUGCACCAAACCUACCAUAAAGUCAAGCUACCACAAAGCUGUUCAUCUGAUGACACCAAAAAUAUCAAGGUGAAGGAGGAGCCAGUGAGUGAGAUCCACUUUCCGAGCCUGGAAGAUGGGGACGAGAACAUGGCAGAGGCAGAGGAGGUGCCCAUGGAUGAGCUUCAUCGCGCUUUGCAGAACCUGGAAGGUGUGCCCUUGAAGGAUGAUGAUGCGUCCAAGUGGCUUGCGCAGCAGCAGCAGCAGCAGCAGCAACAACAGCCACUUGCACACCAUCGCAAGGGCUCGACUGCUUCCUCAGCAGGGCACCUGGAUGCUGAUGAAGAGAUAGUGAUUGUUAGCGACUCUCCACCACUUUCUGCUGAAGUCAGUAUAGGUUCCUUGGUUGACUCAGUUGAGUCUGGCUCCCUGGAUGCUACAAGACUUGGCCGUCCGCCACCAUUAAAAAAAAAGAAGAAGACAUGAAGCAAGACUGCAGCAUUGCACAUAAAUAUAUACAUGUAUAAAUAGUAUAUGCAUAUAGGUAAGACAUAUAAGAAAAAUGGUUUUCUCCGUAGAUUGAUAAUAAAGUACAAUACAAAGAAA